CCGUCGUUGCGGCUGUUGCGUUCAAGUGGCGCAGUGUCCCGUCUGGAGGCAGAGAGGGCGAAGUUUCACUCUGCAUUGCAGCCUGAGCGCUGCUGCUGGAAUUCAACACAACAAUGGCGACUCCCAGUCCUAACAGCAACUCCACUAGCUCCAGCAACAGCAGCAACAUCGUAGGAUCCACGUCGCAUCAACUCCACCAGCAGACACAGAGCAGCAGCAUGCAAGAAACCAACACCUGCUGGAGAUGUCAAAAUGAAACAGGGUUUCAAAUAAGCCUGUCUGGAAUACCCCAAAGUAAACGCAAAGCUCUGAAACUGAAUUUUGCCAACCCUCCAGUGAAACCGGCAUCCAGGCUCCCGCUCAAUCCAACUGCUCCCUCUUUCCAGAAUCCUCACAUAGAGCGCCUACGGACGCACAGUAUUGAGUCGUCCGGGAAGCUGAAGAUCUCCGCUGAGCAGCACUGUGACUUCACUGCAGAGGAUCUGAGAGACCUCGGUGAGAUCGGCCGCGGGGCGUACGGCUCCGUCAACAAGAUGGUCCACAAGCCCACGGGCCAGAUCAUGGCUGUGAAGAGGAUUCGCUCCACUGUGGAUGAGAAGGAGCAGAAGCAGCUGCUGAUGGAUCUUGACGUGGUGAUGAGGAGCAGUGACUGUCCCUACAUUGUUCAGUUCUACGGCGCCCUCUUCAGAGAGGGGGACUGUUGGAUAUGUAUGGAACUUAUGUCUACCUCAUUAGACAAAUUCUACAAAUAUGUAUAUUGUGCAUUAGAUGAUGUCAUUCCAGAGGAAAUAUUAGGGAAAAUAACAUUAGCAACCGUUAAAGCACUGAACCACUUAAAAGAAAACUUGAAAAUAAUUCACAGAGACAUCAAACCUUCCAACAUUCUUAUGGACCGAAAGGGGAAUAUCAAACUGUGUGAUUUUGGCAUCAGCGGUCAGCUGGUGGACUCCAUAGCCAAGACCAGAGAUGCCGGCUGCAGGCCUUACAUGGCACCUGAAAGGAUAGACCCCAGUGCUUCCAGACAAGGCUACGAUGUCCGGUCUGAUGUGUGGAGUUUGGGAAUCACCCUGUAUGAGCUGGCCACAGGAAGAUUUCCCUACCCAAAGUGGAAUAGUGUUUUCGAUCAGCUGACACAGGUGGUGAAAGGCGAGCCGCCCCAGCUCAGCAACUCAGAGGAGAGGCAGUUCUCCCCCAAGUUCAUCAACUUUGUUAACCUAUGCCUUACAAAGGAUGAAUCAAAAAGGCCAAAGUAUAAGGAGCUUCUGAAACACCCCUUCAUCCUGAUGUAUGAGGAGCGUUUUGUGGAUGUCGCCAGUUACGUGUGUCGCAUCCUGGAUCAGAUCCCCGCCUCUCCCAUCUCUCCUAUGUAUGUUGACUGACAGAGUUAGUCGAGGCAGGGUGGGGUGAGGGAUCGUCACCCGACGUGUAGUGGGUUGGACACUAAGAUUUGUGAUGCGAAGCUUGACAUCUUAGCCCUCAGAGUUAUUUAGGAUCAUUGUUUUAUUCACAUGUUCCAAAGAACAAAGGAACUAAGUCCAAAUUGCUCCAUGCAACGAGACGAAUAUCCCUCAGCAAACCUUUCCCGUCACCUCAUUCUGAAACGUUGUCAUUCAUCUUCAGCCAGAAAAACUUGAAGAGAGAAUAUUGUCUUAGUAAAAUGCAAUGCAUCUGUGUAUGUGAGGAAAAAGGAAUAGAGUAUACAUAUAUGGAAUAUAUAUACUUGAACUCGUACACGAAUACAGAAUUUACCAAAUAAAAUGUUGAACAGUGACGCUCAUGAUGUAUGAACAAAAAAUAGCCACCUAAUGGAUUGUACCUCGUGGACUGUGUGUAUGCAUAUGCGUUUCAUCUCUGAACUGUUGGCAUGUACAGAUGUAUGCAGACAGACCUACUCUAAACUCAUGCAGUUUGUUCUGAGCACCUUCACUCAUAGUAAAUGGUUGAGUAUGCAAGAGUGUUUCUUUCUGGAAAGCUCAUGGAUUCGGUAGUGUGGCUUUAUCUUUCCCCCCCCCCGAUAUGCAAUCUGUGAGAAGUUGUCUUGAUAGAAGAUUAGGACUGCUGACAUUUCUCACGUACUGGCCUCAGUUUGUCUCUUUUUGGUUAUCAUUGUGUUGAGUCACAAAGCUAAGCAUCUUAUUUUCUCAUUGAGAAUUUCCCCUUUUAGUCUUGUUAAACUGCAGUAGAACAACAGAAGGCUAAAAUGAUAAAACAUUAUUUGUUUUGUACGAUACAAAAAUAUAGAAGAAUAAUUAAACUCCUAAAACUUUGGUCCAAAAUAUACAAAUUGAACAAAUGUGUCAGCUAUAGCUACACUACGAUACUGCAAAAAUGCCUUUUUAUCAUGCUGCAGUUAAUAUAUUUUGAUUCAAAUUGCCAUCGUAGUAAAUGUUAGCUAAAAUGGGAAGCCUGCUAGCUAAAAAAAGUUAAAAGAUUAGCAGUAUAAGGUAUACUAGUUAAAUAGAAAAAAUGAUGUAGUUCUAGUCAAAUGUCUAAAAAAAUAUUAAAAUUUCUAUUUAAUAAAUAAAUUCACAUCUAACAGUAUAUUUAAUUUUUUUGGUGUUCACUGAAAACCUGCUAGCUAAAUAUGUGGUAAAAGAUUUUUGAUAUUAGCAAAACAAGGUAAAGUAUUGUGUAAAAACAUACACUAACAUCAAAGACUUGCAGAAUAUAAUAUGCUAACAAAGCAGAAAAAUAUAUAAAAUUGCUUCUUUUUGUACAACUCACUUGAAUGUAAAUGUGUAUAAAAAUGAGAAUACCUGGUAUUCUAAACCUUUUGUACAUUAUGUAGUUUAAACAUAGCCUCUAGCUAACGGGUAAGGUAAAAAUAUUUUUUAAAUAAUUUUGAAGUUAAAGUACUGAUUGAGAUGCACAGUUACCACUAGAUAAAAACGAGAAGCCUGUUACAAAAAUUUAUUUAAAAAUUAUUUUAUUUUUUUUCAACGUAUCUUUGUUUCUGGUAAGGUCAAAUGUAAGAUGAAGCAUUUGUUAGCAUCGCAGCUUAGCUAAGUAGGAAGCAGAGCGACAAUAUGACCAAUGAAUUUUAUUUAUACAUCACAAAAAUAAGAUGUGUUUUGUGAUGUAUAAAUCUAAAUGUGUAUGUAUAAUAAAACUUGACUUAUAAAAACAUUUGGUUCAUAUUGUAUAAAACAAGUUGUAUUUGUUUGGCUAAUGGUAGAUCUUUUUUGAGGUGAGCUAAAAAUCUUUUGUUUUUUUUUGUUUUUUUUAUACUUCACAUAAAAUAAUUUUUCAUUCAGAUGUUAGAACACUGAAAAGUUCCCUCAAAACAUUGACGUUAUUGAAAGAGGGUUUUUGAGAUUUUUAGCUCAGCUGUUUCGAAGAAAAAGUCGAACUAUAGCCUUGGCGUCAUUGGCGUCUGUCCCAUUAAAAACUUUCGCAUUGGUCAUAACUCGAGCGAGCUCACUUAGAAUGUUCAAAUUCACACCAUACAUGUAUCUACUGAAAAUCUCAGAGUUCAAAUUGCGGCGACCUUGACCUUAAGCUAAAGGUCAGAGGUUGAGAUUUCUGAAAACCUGAACGCAAUAACUCAAGGAUGAUGUGACCUGAUGUUCAAAUUCAGAACUAUAGAUACAUACUGUUCAAGCUAGACCCAUCAGACUUCACACACUUGUUCACUGACUUUACCCGUUACAAAUCCAAAACAGUCGAGCGUUAGCAUUCGCUCAGUGGUGCUCUUGGUUAGGCAUUGUCAGAGAAUAACUUAUAAAAAAAUGGAUGCUUAACUUUGUGACGUUGGCCAAAUGAUAACACGAGGCAUCAAGUGGAGCUAAUCCAAUGCUAAAUUAGCUUAUUCCACUGCAGGAACCUGGGGGCAGGUGGGAGAUGACCCAUGCGUUUACAGUCUUCUGGUUGGCCCUUUGAUUUUUUUUUUUUUUUUUUUGCAUUUUAUUAUUAUUACUUUUUUUGUUUUUGCAGAAUCUGACUUAAGAAAAAUAUAUGUAAUAAUAAUAAUAAUUUUUUAACAGUUUCACCUGCAGUUUAAAUGUAACCAGUCUGCAUUAAGGCAAACUUGUCAGUUUUUCAGAGCCAACCAGAAGUCUCCCAGAGUAGGCAUCUUUGUUUCAGUUCCUACAGCAUUAGUUUGUGCAGCUGCAACAUGCAAAGAGGCCACUCUGUAGUUCCUGUAGUGGAAGAUGUCCUAUAGCCUGGUGUAAAGUUAGUUUAGGACGUUAUGUCUGCUUAUGUAAAUGUGUCUGUAUAUAGCACAUCUAAUCUGCUGAUUCUGGCAGGUUCUGCUCAACAGUUAAGGCUCCUUCCUAAACACAGAUGGUCAAAGCAAGCACCAAGAUGGGUCCAGGGUGCAACAAUGUCUCAGUUUGGGAAUGAGCUUUAAUCCCACCUGGUAGCCUGUCAGCACUGUACAGUUAAACUUCUCAUCCACACUGAUCACAGAUCCACCGUGCUAGUAGCAGUAACUACAUGUUUAAAAGUCUAGGCAUGGGAGUUUUAUCAAAAAACAAACAAAUAAAAACUGUAAAUGCUGCUAAAUCACAAAUUAUCGACUUCCAUACAAAGUACAGAACCGUGAGGAGAGGAGGCAGCUCACUCCUCACAGUUACUGCUUUUUGACCCUUCACCAUGGACUCAGCAUGUUUCUCCAUGACUCAGCAUAUCUUUCUGGCUUGCACUGAUGAUAGAAUGUUUCCACGCCAAACCACGUAAUAAACUCGGAUGCAUCUCCAUAAUUGAGAAUACGCGUCUCACUCGUCUUCUUUCAUCAGUCCUAAUAUGCUGGAGUUUAACACACUAGUGUAGCAGGAGAAGGUCAACGAGAGGCCACAAUUUUGAGACUAUUGAGAUGCACCCGUCAUCAUUCCUUCUCAGAAAGCCAUGUCUACCAGGCGGGGCCAGUUACCUGCAGAAUGGAAGGACAAAUAUCACACUACUUGUUAGCUACUUAACCAAACUGGAUGGAUGGUGGUCCUCUAAGUCUGGGACACUGUAGAGAUUCACAGGUGUUCUGUAUAUUGGAAACUAGCCACCAUUGUUGGGGUGGGUUGUUUAAAAAGUGAAAUACUUUUGGCCUAUUUGGGAGGGCAACACAUUACAACCAAUUAGGUGGCGAUACGUCGUAGACUGGCCACGAUUCUCUCACUGAGAGGUCAGUCAGCGCUCUCCUCUCAUUUCUAUUUGUGACGCAAAAUGGUGCAAACCCCUGAGAAAGCCCACAGAUGGCGCUGUUUAGCUGCAAGCUGUCUCUAGAUCUGUUUAUUCUGUCAUGUGUUUCCAGGAAGCUAACUUGAUGCUGGUGACUCUCCAGGGUACAUGUUGUAUAAAUUGCAAUUUACUAGAAUGUUCAUAUUAGAUUAUAAGAUAAUAUUAAGGGCAAUGAAUAUUCUAUUGUAUCUUUA
This is a messenger RNA of Archocentrus centrarchus (flier cichlid), 5369 nucleotides long. It is a transcript of the gene map2k4b, whose product is annotated as mitogen-activated protein kinase kinase 4b. Bases 114 to 1379 code for a protein of 421 amino acids. NCBI's taxonomy places the organism in Eukaryota, Metazoa, Chordata, Actinopteri, Cichliformes, Cichlidae. Gene Ontology annotation, biological process: protein phosphorylation; MAPK cascade. Gene Ontology annotation, molecular function: ATP binding; JUN kinase kinase activity. The transcript is spliced from 13 exons. The record is from RefSeq and is a predicted model, not a curated record.